Saccostrea echinata is the source of this 1367-nucleotide messenger RNA. RefSeq lists its product as uncharacterized. Lineage: Eukaryota; Metazoa; Mollusca; Bivalvia; Ostreida; Ostreidae. Bases 35 to 1318 code for a protein of 427 amino acids. The record is from RefSeq and is a predicted model, not a curated record. The transcript has a single exon.
AUUUAUGGUACUACUGAUCCCUGGCCUGUAAAACAUGCUGAUUGUCCGCUUGUCUCUGCCUUUGUUCCUGUUCUUUCUGAUCACUGAUCUUCAAGCUGACGUAGGAGAUGACGUCAAAGAGGCAUCAGAUGCUGUAAAAACAGGAAUCGAAGCUACCAAUGCCAUUACAGAAAUUGUAACUGGCCUGAAGGUGCUUGCUAAAUUCACUACAAUAAUGGGUAAGGUCGCUCCUUUUCUGGCAGCCAUUGGACCACUCAUGGACAUAAUAACCUUGUUCCUUCCAAAACAAGAGGAUCCAACCCUUAAAUUCCUGAAAGAGCAAUUUUCGAGGGUGGAUUCUAAUUUCAGAAAUGUGGAACGACUGUUUGGAGAAGUUACAAAUCUAAUCAAAUCAAAAGCUCUCAAGGCACAGUUUUCAGAAAUUGAACAAAAUGUCAACGCUUUGUCGUAUCGGCUUCACAUGGUAAUGAAAGCCCCGAAAGAUGCUGUAGAAGGCCAGAAAGCUCGAUUCAUCAAUUCCUUCAAAACCAGUUAUCUUAGCGCAGCUAAAAAGAUAUAUAAUGGCAUCAUGACCAAACAAUCGUUUACAGACAAUAUUCCAAUGGCAGCGAUGGAAUACACAAAUAAUGAUCGCAAGAAGAUGCAGAAGGUCAUGGCUGGAUGCGUCGGGCUUCUCAUGACAGCUGUGAAGGUCAACUUAGCUUACCUGAAGCUGACGAAUAGAACAGCAAGCUAUAAAAUGGAGCAAAAGGAAUGGGAGACCAACAUCAAGAAGGUUCUACAGAAAGUAAAAGAAGUGGAUAAACAAGUCACUAGUAAAUGGGAAGAUCAGAAAUUCCAAGAUAUGAAAGACCUUUCUGCACAGUACAAAGAAGAUAAUCACGAGCAAUUUGCGAAACGGUUGUACAAGUUUUACUCUGAGAAAUAUUACUGGAGAGAUUGGGUUGUCAUCGUCUACAACAAAAUGGCCGAGUCAUGGACUGGGAAAAAUGGACAUACUUUUAAACUUUGCGGAGGGGACAAAUACUUGGAGAAAGACAACAGAAAUAUUUUAACAUCAAGUGUACCGAAGGAAAAAAACAAAAUUGACAAAAGCUUUUAUCAGGGGAAAUUAGGUUCAGUUACAACGGAGACAGUAGUUUUAAUUCACUACGCCUGGUCAGCGAGCUCUGUUUUGGAUCAGAUAAAGAAGUUUAGUCGCGCUGAUGUUUGCAUGCAAGCCGUUAUAUCUGAUCGAGAGAGUGCGCGUGUUGCAUCCGCCUCUGGUCGUUUAGCCUCCAAAUGGAAGUACUUUUAUAACAUGUACAUCUUCGGAUAAGAAGUUGCAUUUUGAUAUUAUUUAAAUAAAGCAUAGCAUGAUUAAAAAA